CCCCUCUCCUUCUGUCUGUCUUCCUCGUCUCACCUCUGGAACAGCAUCUUAGGUUUCAACCCUUGAAUUAUAACCGUGUCAGUACAUGCUCCAGGCUACUCUGAAUGCAGCAGGGAAAUGAUUGAUAUGGGACCAGACCAGUCCUCUUCCUCUUCAGGAUUGUGAGACCUCUCUGAGAGUUAUAAUGAGUUAUCAUCAGAUUGAUAUGGGACCAGACCAGUCCUCUUCCUCUUCAGGAUUGUGAGGUCUCCUCUCAGAGUUAUAAUGAGUCAUCAGGGGGCUGAGGGUGGUGACAUCCCUAAAGAAAGACAGAAGGUUGGGUCACAAAACAAGGAUUUUGAUGAGACCAUGGACCCUGAUAUGAGGGGCCAAUCAGAGAGAGCAGAGUCUAUUUCCUCUGGUUUUCUAUCAAUGAAGACUGACAAAUCCAUGGAAAACCCUGUUCAUUUCAAAGGAGCAGACUCUCUACAAAACAAAGGGCCAGUGGACAUAUCCUGUGAUAUCUGCUCUGAGGUCCAAGCCGUGAAGUUCUGUCAGACCUGCAGUGUGUCCUACUGUGAGACCCACAUCAGACAGCACUAUACAAUACCUAAACUACAGAAACACACACUGGUGGAUGUGACUGGAGACCUGGUGCAGAAACUCUGCCAACAUGACUACAGUCCUCUGGAUGUGUUCUGCAGGACAGACCAGAUGCUGAUCUGCAGUCAGUGUGCAGAGACAAACCACAAAGGACAUGAUACCAUCCUCCUUGAGACAAAGAAAGCAGGAAGACAGCCUAAGAGUUUUGAUAGAGACCAACACACAACGUUGGCCGCGGAUGAUGUGCUGCCCCCUCCUGGUGACAUCCAGGUCCUGUUGCUGACGUCAGACUCUGUGUCUCUGAGCUGGAGUUCUCCUAAAGGAUUGAAGGGACCACAGAAGUUCAGAGUGACCUGGGGUUGUGACGUGGAACUGUGCAGUAUAGGGGUGAAAAAUGUUCAUGAAGUUGAAAUAAGCAGACUCAACCCUGGUAAAAAGUACCAGUUCAGUGUGGCUACAGAGGGAGAAGAUGGAAGCCAAAGCAGAUGUGUCUCAGCAUCCCUAUCUGCAGUACCUCCUGCUCCAGACCAGCUGACUGUUGACUUAGUGGAUGCCACAUCAGCUGCUGUUAGCUGGAGCCAGCCACCAGGAUUGGACCAAACCCAACAUCAUUACCAGAUCUCCUACACCUGUCCAGGGACAGAACCACACAUCACUACCACAUCUUCACACAGCAUCACUCUCUGUGACCUGCAAGGUGGUACUCAGUACUCUGUCUCUGUCUGUACUGUGCUGGAAGAUGGAAGGAAAAGUCAACUGGUGUUAACAACCCUCACCACAAGAUCCUAUCUGAUGGAGCUGUUGUCAAAGACUGGACUAGAAUAUCAUUAUGAAAACAAGCUGACAUUAAGUACUGUCCUUGAGAUAAAUGCUGAUACUACAUCAGAUGAACCUCUUACCACUAUGCAGUCACUUCCAGGGGCCUUCCUGAAGAAAUUAAUGAUGGCAAAUCUGAAUGCUAGGAGUGUCAAAUGUAUGUCCACUGAUGCAGAAGUUUCAUUUCCGGGUACAGACCGUUUUGAGAAUCUAAAAAGUGACUCUGCUAACAGUAAUGUCAUUAAUCCACUGGACCUGAUAACUGCCCUGUUUCUGUGUUCAGAUGGUUUCCUGCAGCAGGAGAUGGUCCAGAAAAUGUCCAUGUGUCAGUUUGCUGUUCCUCUUCUGCUGCCAAACUGUGACACAGAACAAAUCACUUUGAUGCUGUGGGCCUUGAGGGACAUAGUGAAGAAGUUUAGACUCUCUUCCCAAACAUCCACAAAGGCUUUUGUGGAGGAGAGAAUUGUACUCUCUGAUAUUCCCAUGGUGUCCUUUGUUAGGUUAGGUGAGAUUAGAGUGUCCAAGUCUCAGAUCUUGAACAAACUGCUUAGUAACCCUCAGCAGUACCAUGACACAUUUCUUCAUCAUGAUAUGGAAUGUGGCGACAUCCCUCAUAGAAUCUCAGAUGGUCUGGUUGAAAUCAGCUGGUACCUUCCAUGUGGGAACAGAAACAUAGACAUCUUCACUAAGCCUGUGGCGGUGGCCAAUCUCAGAGGAGACAUCAGGUCCUUUGAAAAACAGUUCUCCUUUCUGUGUCAAACAUCAGCUGCAGUUUACAUUUUCACUGAUGAUUUAAAGGCAUAUCUCAAUUUGUUGAAAAGCAAAAACACAAAAGCGGAGUUAUUUCUGGUCGUCAAAUCUCAAAGAAAAUCAUUCAGAGUAGACACAUUAAAACAAAUGAUCACAAACUGCAGUAUCAAUGACCAAAAUGUGAUUGUCAAGAAAAAGAAAAACGAUGCAGAAUUUGUCAAAACGCUGCAAUCAUCUGUUGGUGACAUCAUUGAAAAUAGUCCAGACCGGUUGACAGUGGAAAACAUGACUGACAUAGCUCGUCACAGUGGGAUUCUGGUUGAUGAAGACCGCCAUGACUGUCAGAGUGCCAGGAAGAUGGCAGAUGAAAUCACCAGCAACAUCACAGACACAGUCAAAUUUAAAGACAAACAGCUACCCUUACAAGGGCAAAUCUGGAAAGAGCUUUCCCAGUUGGAGAAAGAGAGGUGUAGACUGAGAAAAGCAGGGGGUCAAGACAUUGAACACUACAAGAGCUCUCUGAAGAAAAAGGAGGAAGAGCUGAGAAAGAAACAAUAUACAUUUUACAUGUCAGAUGCAAUGAAAAGCUUCAUUUUAGGAUUGUCAGGUUCAGGAGCGGAGCGUUCCUAUUUCCUCAAAUGGAUGCGGAUAAAUCUGGACAAUCUGUCACGUCAGAACCUGUCUGCUUUGCGGGACCAGUACAAAGAUCUUUGCCAAAAUUCUCCUGAGAAAAAAGACGACAUUAAAGAUUUGGAUAAGAAAUUAUCUGACUGUUCCUUGGGACUUGAACACUUCCUGCGUGAGUUGGGCCAGUUAUAUGAAGCUGCCUGCUCCCUCCCUGAAGACAGCCCUCAAAGGGAACAGAUGGAGAAUCUCCCUGGAUUGUGUGCUCAGAUGCUGUUGGAUGGUUUCCCCAUUGAGCUUGUGGAUGGAGAUGCAUCAAAUAUCCCUCUGAAAUGGAUAUCAGCUUUUCUGACUCGGCUGCAUAAUCUUGUGGACUCUAACAGCAAGAUCCGGGUUGUGACAGUUUUAGGGGACCAAGGUACUGGGAAGUCCACUCUCCUCAACACCAUGUUUGGGGUCCAGUUUGCUGUCAGCAGUGGAAGAUGCACUAGAGGGGCCUUCAUGCUGCUGAUUAAAGUCAACAAAGAACUCAAGGAGGAACUGAAAUGUGACUUCAUCAUGGUGAUUGACACAGAGGGGUUGAAAUCACCAGAGUUGGCUCAACUUGAUAAACACUAUGAACAUGACAAUGAACUGGCCACACUGGUAAUUGGACUCAGUGAUGUCACUAUCAUCAACAUGUCCAUGGAGAACAACACAGAGAUGAAAGACAUUCUGCAGAUUGUUGUUCAUGCUUUUAUCAGGAUGAAGGAAGUGGGGAAGAAGCCAGUAUGUAAUUUUGUGUACCAAAACAUGUCAGACAUGUCUGCUCAUGACAACAACAUGAGAGAGCGGAAGAAGUUGUUGGAACAGUUGAAUGAAAUGACCCAGGCAGCAGCCAGAAUGGAGAAGAAGGAGAAUAUCACCAAGUUCACUGAUGUGAUGGAGUAUGAUCCAGACACAAGCAGCUGGUAUAUCCCAGGACUCUGGCAUGGGACUCCCCCUAUGGCUCCAGUCAAUGCUGGUUACAGUGAGGCUGUGUAUGAUUUAAAAAAGAGCUUGAUGCAAGACUUAAUCAAAUGCCAGAGUAAUGAUGACAUGACACAUUUCCUGAAGUGGACAGAAAGCUUGUGGGAGUCUGUCAAAUUGGAUAAAUGAAUUUUCAGUGUCAGAAACAGCUUGGUUGCAGAUGCAUACACCAGUUAAUGCUUUAAGUACAAUGGUUGGAACGGUCCUUCAAGAAGGACAUUUAUUCCUGGAUAAUGGGUGCUGAAAGCAGAAUAUAAAACAGAUCCUGUAGUGGAAAAUCGGUUCAAAUAUGACACAACCAAGAACUUUGUGAAAAUCAAUAUAGACUUUUAAUACAACAGUAUCAUAAGCCGGAGCGGUCCGCGGAACACACACACUUUUUCAGAGCCCUCCCUCUGAGUUAUACACCUACCAUAUAAGUCCCUCCCAUAUGCAAAUGAAGUUACAUCCCAAUCCGUGCAUCCUGCUUGUUCAGCCCAACAACGCCCCCAUCUGCUUUCCAUUAGAUCCUAAUGGUGACAAGACCCUUGCUUUGACCUAAAGAUAAUAUACGUCCCUCUUUCCUGUGGCCUGUGUUUAGACCCUGUAAUUAAAUCCAUGUGUCUUUAUCUCUAGUUUUUAGUGUCCAGCUGCCCUAAAAAUACUAUACAUUCCUCUAUGCUAUAGGCUUGCUUUGUCCCUGCACUUAGCUCAAUGUGUGUCUUUAUCCCGGAUCAGCAGACUGUGGGUCUCCCCUGUCAUUCCUUCAGCGUCUUCAUGUCCUAAGGAUAUGUGAGUCAUGUCUAUAAUCCAUCAGUUGGUCAUUUGGCUGACCCCCUCCUUUGUAUAUCCCUCUGACCUUUGUAUGUCCAGCUGCCCUAGGCGUCUAUGUGUUGCCCUCUCCCAUGGCCCCACUCUGGCUUCCUGUCCUAUACAAUAGACAAUGUAUUUUACCAGAACAGGAAAUGAACCCAUAAGUGUAUCUUUCUCUUGUGUUACCAAAAUCAUGUAUAUAAUUUCACCCACAAUCCAAACCCCCAAAUGAGCAUAUGAAACGUGCUGAAGGACUUGUCCUGUCAUCCCAAUGGUGGAAGCAGCUUAUUACGGUCACUAGGACAGCAGAACCCCUGCCCAUCAGGUUCUAAGUUACCAGUUAGAAUAAUAGAAUACACAAGGUGCAAUUUAGAAAUGUGGUUUUAUAUCAGCAGGUUUUCUCUUGUUAUGUAAGUCAUUGACAGUCAGUCAUUUAGCCCAUGUCAGCAAAUCAUUUUUUGAUUGCUAAGUUAGUUUAGCGGCCAGCUAUCUAAACUAUUAUGGUUGAAUUACCUGUUGGGGGGAGCCCCUAUUGUUUUUGUAUGUCAGUCUAACUCAGAUAUUAUAUUAAAAACUGCAACCAUUUUUCUCCAACCUACUGCAAUAUGUGUAGAAUUCCAGCAAACUUGCUUUAAAAUGGUCACAUUUUCUCUACACCCCAUGGCAAAAGGUGUGAAAUUGCACGAAGUUGACAAAAAAGUGUACAAAAUGUAUCUCUGCUGUCAAAAUGCAAUACAUUUUAUUGUAUGGAUGUGGGUAUACAGACCUUCGAGCAACUGAGGUUCCUUAUGAGAUGGUUUUGUGGCCCAUCCCUGGUCUAUGGCAUGGAAAGAGCAGGUGUCCUUAAUGUUUUGUAUACUCAGUGUAUACAGUCAGGAUGGAAAAACGCUUUCAGUGGAUAAGAAUGACAGAUACCUGCAGUAUAGGAAGGAAGGAGGAGUUAUACCAUAAUGUAGACUGACAGGUACCUGCAGUAUAGGAAGGAGGAGUUAUACCAUACAUACUGUAGACUGACAGAUACAUGCAGUAUAGGGAGGAAGGUGAGGUUAUACCAUACAUACUGUAGACUGACAGGUACCUGCAGUAUAGGAAGGAGGAGUUAUACCAUACAUACUGUAGACUGACAGAUACCUGCAGUAUAGGAAGGUGUUAUACCAUACGUACUGUAGACUGACAGAUACCUGCAGUAUAGGAAGGAGUUAUACCAUACAUACUGUAGACUGACAGAUACCUGCAGUAUAGGAAGGAAGGAGGAGUUAUACCAUACAUACUGUAGACUGACAGAUACCUGCAGUAUAGGAAGGUGUUAUACCAUACAUGCUGUAGACUGACAGAUACCUGCAGUAUAGGAAGGAAGGAGGAGUUAUACCAUACAUACUGUAGACUGACAGAUACCUGCAGUAUAGGAAGGAAGGAAGAGUAAUACCAUACUGUAGACUGACAGAUAUCUGCAGUAUAGGAAGGUGUUAUACCAUACAUACUGUAGACUGACAGAUACCUGCAGUAUAGGAAGGAAGGAGGAGUUAUACCAUACAUACUGUAGACUGACAGAUACCUGCAGUAUAGGAAGG
Oncorhynchus kisutch (coho salmon) is the source of this 6143-nucleotide messenger RNA. RefSeq names its product up-regulator of cell proliferation. The transcript has 8 exons. Gene Ontology annotation, molecular function: protein binding; zinc ion binding; GTP binding. The record is from RefSeq and is a predicted model, not a curated record. Bases 265 to 3909 code for a protein of 1214 amino acids. NCBI's taxonomy places the organism in Eukaryota, Metazoa, Chordata, Actinopteri, Salmoniformes, Salmonidae.